Myodes glareolus (Bank vole) is the source of this 1763-nucleotide messenger RNA. Lineage: Eukaryota; Metazoa; Chordata; Mammalia; Rodentia; Cricetidae. The record is from RefSeq and is a predicted model, not a curated record.
UUCGCUCCCCUUCGCUUGGCGGCCGUACCUGUCGAGCAGUCCUGGAGGAGACAGAAGACAGUCGGCUGAAGUCGGUUCUCACGUAAAAAAAUCUGAAUUCUCUGUGCAGUCACUUGAAACUGACACAGAGUGAAAGGAAAGGGGAGUGAGCAUGACGUGCUCUUGGUUCAGCCCAGUUGUCAUGGAGACCCAUAGUAACAACUUUGGUAAACCCCGCCUGGAGGCCAUGGCUACUUUAGCCAAGCUUCAGGCUCGGUCGUCCUUUCUAGAAACUCAGUACUACUUUAGGAACAGUGCCGUUGACGCGUUUAGGAAGAAGGAGAAUGACGCAGCUGUGACGAUCCAGAGCUGGUUUCGUGGAUGCCAAGUCCGGGCGUACAUCAGGCACUUGAACAGGGUAGUGACAAUUAUGCAAAAGUGGUGGAGAAGUUACUUAGGCAGAAAACGUUACCAACUUAUUGUUGAGGCAGCGUAUUAUAAUAUGAAGAUGAAUUUCUACAAUGAAAUGGCUGUCAGGAUUCAGAGACAAUGGCGUGGCUUUAGGAUCCGGAAGUAUUGCUUUAAUUAUUAUUAUUUGAAGGAAUACUUGAGAGCUGUUUCAGAGACCAAUGAUGCAAUUAGGGAGGCUUUGGAGGAAUUUGCAGAGAUGAAAGAGCGAGAAGAGAGGAAGGCUCGCCUGGAGCGGGAAGAGAAGCAAAGAGAUCAGCAAGCCCGCAAGAUGCAUUACCUGCUCAGCACAAAGCAGGUUCCAGGUAUAUACAAUUCACCUUUCCGAAAACAGCCUGACCCUUGGGAGCUGCGGUUACAGAAGGCAAAGCCGUUAAUGCACCAACCAGAAACUGCAGUGACGACCAGGUCCCACCGUAGCCUCAGUAGCUGGCUGGCCUGCACCAGUGCCCGCUCCUUUCCGCAGUCGGCAAGUCUGCCACCUAUCAACAGGAAGCAGUGCCAGGGACCCUUCCGAGACAUCAAUGAAGUCCUGCAUCAGCGUUACAAGCCUUUGGAGCCCACCCUGAGGGUGGCAGAGCCCAUCAACCACUUAGAGCUGGCCAGAGAGGCAUUUAAGCAAGAUGAACGGAUGCGCAACGUGAACGACAAGAUGUUUUUGCCGUUUUCUUCCUUCCAUAAAAAGGAGAAGUACAUCCCAAUGAUACACUCAUCAAGCAAGUACAAUCCCAGCUCUUAUGGACAGCAGUGCUUCCGCAGUCAAGACCCUAAAAAGUGGAUCAGUGGCAAGGAUUUUCAGACUGUCCUACCAUCAUUUGACCUCUUCUCAAAGUAUGGAAAACUAUAUUCGAAAGCUGGACAAAUUGUAUAAAGAAAUGAUAAUGGUGGCUAUGUCUGGCUGUGGCUGCUUGGCUCUAGAGGAGAGAAGACGAUGGAAUGAGAACAUGAGGUGAAGAUGAAGUGAGCACGAACAGAAGAUGCCACUGCCCAGGGGUUCAGGCUCUACCUACGUGGUGGUUGCACAACCUUGAUCUCAGUUCUUUAACCUCUGUGUGCUCUUGUGAACUUCCCCUCCCUCUCCCUCCCCCCUCCCUCCCCCUCCCUCACUUCUCUUGCUCUCUUCCUCCUUCCCCUACUCCAAUUCUUUCUCUUGCUCUUACCUUCUCAUGUUCAGAAGAAAAGUUUAAAACCAUCUCUGGUUCAUUAUAAAACUUUCUAGUUUGAAAGGAAAAUACGAAGGAGGCUCUUAUAAGAACUAAUCAGAUUUACUAAUAAGCCAAACUCACUGUGAUCAAUAAAUGAUGACAUUCAUUUUA